AUGAAUGACAAAAAAGGGUAUAUUGCUGCUGCAAGUGGGAAAUACCCUAAUUAUUUAAGUGACCGUGAAAUAUUUAUUCGUUUUUUUAAAGAAUAUCGUGAUGCUAAUGGGCUCGCCAAAUACAUUAAUAGAGCUAACGAAGUAGCGGAGAGAAAUAUUAAAGUUUUCUCUAUAGAACUAGAUGAUAUGUCUUCGUUCGGACAGCUUCACCUUGCUCAACGUAUUCAAAUGAAUGUGUCUGGAUACAUGGAAGAGCUGUUUAGGGUAAUCGAUAAUUUAAUACCGCAUAAUGGGCGUUGUGAUGACAUGAUAGAUCAGUUGCUAUUUGAAGCUCGAGCUUCCGGUCAAGAUUUUCCUCCGGCGUUGGCGCGUCGUUAUGAACUGGACAUUGUACCACUCAGUGGUUUUUCAGUUCCUAUUUCCCUGAGAAACCUUAAAGGUGCCGCAAUUGGUACACUUACUGUUCUGCGUGGUAUAUGCAUAGCAGCAACUGCUGUUCGGCCGAAAUUGGUUAUGCUAGUAUCUGUUUGUGAAGUUUGUGCCGAGACCACUUUCCAGCAAGUUAUUGGUGACCGCUUAACACCACAGCAGGUAUGCCAAUCGCAACGGUGCAAAAUGGAAAAUGCAAUCGGCAGACUGCUUCCCCAGUACAAAGCAAGCAAGUUUUUGAAAUACCAAGAGUUGAGAGUGCAGGAACUUCCCCAAGAUGUACCGAGAGGUGCAAUACCACGAACAAUUCGAGUAAUAUGUGAAGGUGAACAAACCAGGGUUGCUAGUCCCGGUCAAGUCAUUCAAAUCACUGGAACUUAUUGCCCUGAUCCAUCGACUGGUCAGGGCCACGAGGCAUUCCGAGCGUCGACAAUGAUUAAGACUCUCUAUCGAGCUAUACAUAUCGCUUUGGAAAAGCGUAGCUAUGAUGAGACAGCUGAGGAUUUACGAGGGCAGAUAGAAAAUGUACAGAAUUAUCCAGAUCGUGAAGCAGUAAUUGAGAAGUUGACGCGUAGCAUUGCUCCAGAGAUAUGGGGAAUGGAGGAUGUGAAAAAAGCGCUUUUAUGCCAAUUAAUCGGGGGUAGCUCUAUUAAAAACGGUGUGCGUAUUCGAGGUGAUAUCAAUAUUCUCUUCAUGGGCGACCCUGGUGUGGCAAAAAGUCAACUACUCAAGUGGAUUGCAUCUGUGGCUCCCAGAUCUGUUUUUACUACGGGUAAAGGAAGUUCUGGGGUUGGUCUCACCGCGGCUGUGACGCGAGAUUCACACACAGGAGAGAUAAUGCUUGAGGGGGGCGCUCUUGUACUUUCUGACAAGGGAGUUUGUUGUAUUGAUGAGUUUGACAAAAUGGAUGAAGCAGAUAGAACUGCUUUGCAUGAGGUUAUGGAACAACAGAUCGUAUCCAUUGCCAAAGCUGGCAUUAUUACAUCUCUCAACGCACGAACCUCCAUUUUGGCAGCCUCCAAUCCAAAGUACGGCAGAUGGCGUCGAAAUGCAACACCUAGCGAAAAUGUCAACCUACCACCAGCUCUGCUCUCUCGCUUUGAUCUUCUGUGGCUUUUGCUAGAUGAAUCAACCCGCGAGCGCGAUACUGAACUUUCUAUGCAUGUUACACAUGUCCAUCUCCAUGGUGUGGCACCUGGAGCAACAUCAAGCAGCACAGUCCAAGGUUCAUCUUCUGAAUAUUUUGGAAAGGAUUUUCUUCGUGCAUAUGUUGGUGAAGCAAAAAGAAUCCACCCUUCUGUGGAUCCUGUUGCUGCUAAAGCUAUGAGUGACAUAUAUUGUGAAAUGCGUGCUCAGGCUACGCACCGAAGCAAUGUAGUGACAGCGCGAACCUUACUGAGCCUUAUUCGACUUUCACAGGCUUGCGCAAGGUUGCGUUUUUCUGAACGCGUUACGGAAGUGGACGUUCGAGAAGCAGGCCGGCUUCUUGAUUGCAGCAAGGCAUCGUUACAGGAUCGUCCAACUUCUGAUGGAAGGAGAACUGUAUCCACGUCAGAUGCUUCUAUUUUCACCAUAAUUAAAGAGUUAGCUUAUGGGCGUACUGCAAUUGAUCUUUCAGAAGUAAGACCAACUUUGAUGAUGAAAGGAAUAUCUGAGUCACACUUGCAAAGAUGUUUGCAGACGUAUUCUGAUGUUGGUGUGUGGAACGUAACAGAUCAUACGGUAGAGUUUUCAGAGCAAUGA
This is a messenger RNA of Phytomonas sp. EM1, 2172 nucleotides long. NCBI's taxonomy places the organism in Eukaryota, Euglenozoa, Kinetoplastea, Trypanosomatida, Trypanosomatidae. The record is from the annotation of a GenBank genome assembly.